AUGCAACAUUGUGAAAUGUAUUAGGUUAGUGUUGAAUUAAUUGUAACAAUUCAAUGUGAUAUUUUAGGCACCUGUUAAUUCUUUGAGUGAUAACUCCCCCUGAGUAAAAAAUGGUAGUGCCUUUGUUUUGGAACUAAUCAUUUUAUACACAUAUGCGUUUUUAUCUUCUGAAUAAAAAAAGUAAAAUGAUUUUUAGAAUGGCUUCCAAAAACAACAAACUAACAAUGUUAUAGUGAAAUACCUUCUAAGAAUUGUAUUGAACACGAACUUGUUUUAUUGCGGACACCCCUACGUAGAUCAUAAUAGUCCUUACCAGUCACUUCCUUGUUUUUCAAAAGUUUUAUUUUGAAAAGUUAGCGUCGUAUAAGUUGUAUUUUUGUGAUUUAAUGCACGCGUCCACCCUUGGCUAGCGGAGACGGCCUUUGUCUUCUCUCACGUUUCCUCGGGAUAGGACAUCAGCGUAUUGUUUCAUGCCAGUUCUGCGAAAACUCAGCUUUACGGAAUGUCCGCCACCGAAGACUUCAGGGUUAAGUUUCCACUCCAUUCUUUAGUCUGGGAAAAUGACUAUAGAAAAUUGGAAAAAGAGAUCACGAAGCACAAUAUCGAGGAGCCUGACCCUCGUGGCCGUACACCCUUGCAUCUCGCAGUGUCUUUGGGGCAUCUGGAGUCAGUAAGAGUCCUCCUGAGGCAUUGUGCCGAAGUAACCAAAGAGAACGCUAAGGGCUGGACAGUGCUGCAGGAGGCAGUGAGCACCGGGGACCCAGAGAUGGUGCAGCUGGUCCUGCAGAGGAGAGACUACCUCAAGGCCUCCACUGCCCUGGCAGGAGUCCCAGAGCUUCUGUGCAAGAUCCACGAGUCUCCUGAUUUCUACAUGGAAAUGAAGUGGGAGUUUACGAGCUGGAUCCCUCUUGUGUCCCGGAUGUGUCCGAGUGAUGUGUGCCGGAUCUGGAAAAGCGGAGCCAACCUGCGUGUUGACGUCACACUGCUCGGCUUUGAAAACAUGACAUGGAUCAGGGGCCGGAGGAGCUACAUUUUUCGGGGAGACGAUAACUGUGCGGAGCUGAUGGAGGUGAAUCAUGACGAAGAGCUGGUGGACACGGAGCGUUUUGACAUCUCCCGGGACAUGGAGGAAGUCACUCUGGACUCCAUGCAGCCAGCCGAGCAGGAAGUGGCGAAGCGCCUGACCACGCCUAUUGUCAACACCUACCUGGACACUCGGCACAUCGCCUUUGAAAGAAAUAAGUCUGGAAUCUGGGGGUGGAGGAGUGACAAGACCGAAGUUAUCAAUGGGUUUGAGGCGAAGGUUUUCACAGUGAACAAUGUCAAUGUGGUGAUUCGGACCAGGACAGAACACCUUACUGAUGAGGAGAAAACUAGAAUAAAAGAUGAAAGGAACAUUUUGGAGUCUCUUCUAGGAACUGUAGAGCAACAUUUCAGUGCACAAGGGGACCUCACUUUGGAGUUCGCAACAGCAAAUAACCCCACUGCCAUCACCCCUGAAGAGUACUUCAACCCAGACUUUGACCUCCAGGACAGAGAUAUAGGGCGGCCUAUUGAGCUCACCAUCCGAACUCAGAAGUUCAAAGCCAACCUGUGGAUGAGUGAGGAGCACCCCCUCUCCCUCGUGGAGCAGGUGACACCCAUCAUCAACCUGAUGGCCCGGACCAGCACACACUUCGCUAGGCUCAGGGACUUCAUCACCCUGAAAUUCCCCCCGGGGUUCCCAGUUAAGAUAGAAAUCCCCCUGUUCCAUGUCCUAAAUGCUCGCAUUACAUUUGGAAACCUGAACAAGUGCAGUACAGGAGAGCCACUGGAGUCUUCAUCUUCUGCUGCCUCCCCAGCACCUACUGAGGAAGACGCAAGCUCCUCGGGUCCUGUCUCUGCUCCAUUCACAGUUUGCCCCUCAGUAUUUGAUGUGCCCGCACAUUACUACAGGCGUGGAGGUAGCAGGGCGGCGCCUGUCUCGAACCACGAUGAGGAGCUGCUGCAGUUUGCCAUCCAGCAGAGCCUGCUGGAGUCGAGCAGCGUAGGAACUGGGCAGGACGUGUCGUGGGGCGACACUAACGGUGUGCUGUCUCCUGGGCAGAAUCCUAGGGUAGUCCCGGAGGGUCUCCUGGUGGACGUGUCCGGUGGAGAGAGCCCCGUCGGUUCAGGGCCCGCCAGCACUCCAGACUCGGACCUCAGGCUGGCCAUGGAACUGUCUGCUCAGGAGCAGAUAAAAGCGGAGAGGAGAAAAAAAGAGGAAGAAGAGGAGCUAGAACGGAUCCUACAGCUUUCGCUCACAGAGAAGUAACAAUGAAGAGAGAGAGAGAGACGCCCUCGCCCUCACCGCAUCCCUGUCCAGACCCUGAAGAGGUAUCCCCUACCCACGAGCCCCUUGUCUGCCACUACACAGCAGCUGCAACACAACCUUUAAGGGGAAAAAAAAGACAUUUUAAAAAAAAAGUGAAAUGUAGCAGUGGAAGAACCCACUAAAUUAACUUUUGUCAACGUGAAAAAAACUUUUUUACAUAUUUUACUUCUUUAUUGACGCUUUGUAGACCCUUUGUUCUCAACCAGUUUUCUUUGUGGUCCAUGAGCUGUGUGUAAUGUGUCAUCUGCACAUUGAGCUGGUUUUCUAAACGGCACUGGGCAAGUCAGACAAGGGAGUCGUGAAUCCUGGGAAUCGUGUGACAUAGAGAACUGAUACGAACAAAGGCUCUUUCGGUUAGGAUGGGCAGAUCGGCAGGUGAAACGCUCUAAUGGGAGUGGCAGAGAGGCCAAGAGACCUCAAGAUACAGGGGUGAGAUCUUAGAAUCAGGGAAAAUUCAUCUCUAAGAUCAAGGAUACCUCAGGGGUGUGCAUUUUCAUUUUCAGUCUGUCCUGUGGAGAUCUAGCAAAAAAGAUUGCGAAGCCAGAAUGUUGUGGAGUAGAAUAAAAAUCCAAAGCUAGACAGGACAGUGUCCAAACAGCUGCUGCCAUUCCCAAUCUAAGUCAGGUUCAUAUGUAUCAUAUUAUAAACCAUUGCCUUCCAGAAUGUCAGCCAUGCACUUUUUUUAUUUGUCAAGACAACGCCUUCCUUAAAAGGAAGUUGAGUGAACCCGUUGCGAGUGGCUUCAUCAAGCAAAAAUGAGCAAUGCCAGUAUAGAAGUGCCAGGUCACUGAAGUGGUGCUUCCUUCCAAAGCUUUUAACACACCCUUGGAAACAAAGCUUAACAGACCUCCUAGUGAGGAUGGGCUAAUUAGAAGACCUAAUAGUUCACACUGCUGCUCUUCACAGAUCAUCACAGCAGGUAUUCGUUUUUAUAUUUUAAUUGUUGAAGGUGGUCAUAUCCACACACCAUUAACAUGCCAAAACAUUUGAUUCCAAGGUAUUUGGUGACUUUAUUAAUGAUUGUCAAGGGAAUUCUAGGAUAGUAGCCAGUAGUCUGUUAUAAAAUGUAACAUGAGAAUCAAAUGAAAUGUGUAGUAUUUAUGUUCAUUGACCUCUAAAAUCAGAUUGGGCUCUGUGGUCUUUCACUGAUACUACAAUGACUAAAUGCAUUCGAUAUUUAACUAAGAGCAAAUUUGCAGUGUGCUUCAGGCCUACAGAAGACUUUUGUAUUUUUUCAUUCACUUUUGUUUAAGUACUU
Messenger RNA from Lepisosteus oculatus (spotted gar), 3611 nucleotides. RefSeq names its product ankyrin repeat domain 13A (gene ankrd13a). NCBI's taxonomy places the organism in Eukaryota, Metazoa, Chordata, Actinopteri, Semionotiformes, Lepisosteidae. Gene Ontology annotation, molecular function: protein binding. The record is from RefSeq and is a predicted model, not a curated record. Gene Ontology annotation, cellular component: cytoplasm.